This is a messenger RNA of Hymenoscyphus albidus, 481 nucleotides long. The record is from the annotation of a GenBank genome assembly. Lineage: Eukaryota; Fungi; Ascomycota; Leotiomycetes; Helotiales; Helotiaceae.
AUGCUUGGACUGGAUAAGCGACGCAAUACUGUUGCUCGAGAAACAGAAGAACGUUCGUUCAUCCUAGAUCUGAUUGCCCCACUGACAUCGAAAGUCAUUGAAGUUAGCGAUGAAGGCAGGAGAGAUAAGAAGCAUCGAUAUGCGGUAUCUUCAAAGUUAGUCAGCGAGGAAGAUAUCUUGAGAACGGCUACCAGAGAAACUUACAAGGUGAGCACCAAAUUUCAUUGCUUUGGUAGUUCCAUACCCGACGUAUACCUACAUGGCCACACAGAAGAUAAUUAUUUAUCUUUUGAAUGAUGUAGUAUGCCGUAAACAUACGGUAGAGAACGCUUGUAUUGAUAUUACUCUGUAAUUUCUCAAACUGAUCAUUGCUAUCAGGAAACAGGGCCAACGGAAGCACGAGCAAGGAGAGGACCGUGGUGAUUGGCGAAUAAUCUCGAAGAGCCGUCAGGAUAGCCACAACUCUCUGGAGGGCGUCUAA